GUUCUGAUUGGCUUAGCCCUGAUGGUGAAGGUACAGGCGUGUAACUUGAUUGGUCCAGCGAAGAUGAUGUACAGCUGAAACAUGUUAUGAUAUCAUUGUCCAUUCCACAUCCACAAGCAUGAGGAGAUAUACUGAAAUGGAGGUUGGUGUUCCUGUGCCCCUGCGACUGCAACAGCCUCUGUUCAUCGAAACCGACAUCACCUACAAUCUGGAUAUGACAAAGUUUCCAGGUCUGGAUGACCCACAACAAAUGUACGAGCCGGCUCUUCUAAUUGUAUCCCAAGAGAACCCAUGGAGUUGUCCAGACUACAGUGGAACCCUACCGGCGGCAAGCAACACCAGAUAUAGUUCCCAGCCUUGCAGAAACCACCCUCUAACACAAACCCAAUGCAGAUUUGUGCCUAUGAAUAAUGUUCCAAGCAUCCUGAACAAUACCUCAAGCGACAAGAUGUUUCAUGCGGCAGAAGAAUCUUCACCACAAAAUCUCCUAGAAGACGUACUUGACAUGAUAGAUUCCUGUCCUAACGGAUUACUUGACAAGCUUGUGGACACUAAUAUGAGUUCAACCAGUUCUUGUGACUACACAGCCAGCCGGAUACCUCAUUGUCCCUCUUAUCUGGCAAACGGACCGUGUCGGCCACCAACGUACCUGGACAAUGCACAACCCUUGCACAUGCACAAUGGCGUGGAUGGCACCAGGCAUUGGGAGUACAAUACUCGCGUGUUUCCUUCAAGAGACGGAUUAACUCACAUCCCGGAUUAUGUUCGUAAUCUCUCUGCUUUGUCAUGUGUUAAGACCAACGCUUGUUCCAAACGAAAACGGAGCAAUGAUGAAAUUGAAUCUGAUUCUGUGAAGCGACGCUGUAAAGCUCCUCAAUCUAUGGGUGCAAUGUAUCACUAUGGUUACAGUGUACCUUACUCAGGACAAUAUCAAUCAUUUCAUGAGACAAUGUUCGGUAGAAGCGUCAUGACAUGAUGACGUAUUGAACUCUAUUUAUUGAUGAACGGUGCUAUGAACAUUCCUCCCCAAGUGUUUGCUGCAAUCACCCACCCCGCCACAUGUUACCGCCAUGAGGUGCUGGUUUACUUUAAUGGCAGUACUUCCAAAUAAAAGUUUACAACAUA
Haliotis rufescens (red abalone) is the source of this 1125-nucleotide messenger RNA. RefSeq lists its product as uncharacterized. The transcript is spliced from 2 exons. NCBI's taxonomy places the organism in Eukaryota, Metazoa, Mollusca, Gastropoda, Lepetellida, Haliotidae. Bases 119 to 976 code for a protein of 285 amino acids. The record is from RefSeq and is a predicted model, not a curated record.